Molecule: messenger RNA, 564 nt
Organism: Homarus americanus (American lobster)
Lineage: Eukaryota; Metazoa; Arthropoda; Malacostraca; Decapoda; Nephropidae
Product: MAGE-like protein 2
Exons: 2
Coding region: 1-564 (187 amino acids)
Source: RefSeq, a predicted model, not a curated record
AUGGCGCCGCUGCCCCUGUCAGGGCCCCUGUUGGCACCACUGUACCUGAGAGGGCCCCUGGAGGAGCCACCACCCCUGAGAGCUUUCCUGGGGGCACCAAAGCCCCUGGAAGCUCCGCUGGGGACACUGCAGUCACUGGGAGGCCCUCUGGACGCGCCACCGCCCAUGGCAGGGCCCCUGGGGAUACCACUGGCUCUUGGAGGUCCCCUUAAGGCGUCACCACCCCUGUCAGGGCCUUUGGAGAGAGUCUCUGAGGGCAGCAGCGCCCCUGGCAGGGCCCUUGGUGAUAUCACUGCCCCUGGCAAGGCCACUGUGGAUGCAACCGCAUCUGUGAGGUGCCCUGGGGGCGACGCUGUCCACGAGAGAGUCUCUAGAGACGCCAUCCCCCCUGGGAGGGCCUCUGGAGGCAUGACUACUGUUGGGAGGGCCCCUGGAUUGCCCCUGAGGAAGCCACUGCCCCUAGGAGGGUUUUGGGGGGCGCCAACGCCCCUGAGAGGGCCCCUGGGGAACCCAAUGUCCCUGGUAGGGCCCCUGGGACACUGCUGUCCCUUGGAGGGUACCUAG